This is a messenger RNA of Nanorana parkeri, 395 nucleotides long. Its product is annotated as kinesin-like protein KIF3C. Bases 1 to 351 code for a protein of 116 amino acids. The record is from RefSeq and is a predicted model, not a curated record. NCBI's taxonomy places the organism in Eukaryota, Metazoa, Chordata, Amphibia, Anura, Dicroglossidae. The transcript has 2 exons.
AUGCUGCACAACAUCGCAACGCAUAGAUUUCGGGUCACCACCAGUUUAAAACGUAACCAUUGUUCCCUGUUCUGUCCCAAGGCGGAGAAUAUCAUGUUCCUGGAGCUGGACCUGUCACCCCCGGCUGUGUUUGAAUUGGACUUCUCUAAGGAUCGGGCUGAGCAGGACCCCCGAGCUCUGCACCUCGAGAGGCUGACUCGCCUGGACAGCCUCCUGGAGCGCCCGGCCGCUGCGCGCGUCAGGAAAUCCCGGUCUUGGUGUCAGCAGCCCAAGGCUCUUCCAUCUUCAACCACCCACCUCUCUUUGUCAUCAAGCAACCAAAGGCGUCAGCUUUCCCCGACCCACGAGUGACAGUGACCUCCUUAGAUCUCCCCACCCGCGCACAUUAACCCCCC